AUGGAUUAUCUGACCCGUAGCCUCCAAUUUGCAGCUCAGAAUUCAGCUUUUAGAUUUCACCCCAUGUGUAAGAACCUCAAGCUUAUUAGCUUAUGCUUUGCUGACGACUUACUUGUUUUCUGUAAAGGAUCUCUAUCCUCAGUUCAGGUGAUAAAGGGGGUGCUUAGGGAGUUUAGUUCUGUCACUGGAUUGCAUUUAAAUGAGAAUAAAUCCCAGAUUUUUUUUGGAGGCAUUUCAGAGGCUGAAAAAAGAAUUUUGGCUGCUGAAAUGAAUUUGUCAGAGGGAAUAUUUCCCCUAAAGUAUCUUGGUGUGCCAAUGAGACCAACCAAGUGGAAGCAUGAGGACUGUGAUGUCAUUAUUCAGAAAAUCAAGAGGAAUCUUCACACUUGGGCUAGUAGGCAUCUGUCUUAUGCCGGUAGAAUGCAAUUGAUUCACUCGGUUUGUUUGCCUAAGGCUCUAGGAGGGCUCAGAUUCAGAAAUGGUCAAAAGUGGAAUCAUGCUAUUUUGGCCAAAUUUAUUUGGGCUAUAUCUGAGAAAGUUGAUCUUCUGUGGGUGAAAUGGAUAAACUCCAUUUACUUAAAAGGAGCUGAUUUCUGGUCCUAUAAGGUUCCCCCAGAUACCAGCUGGUACUGGCGUAAGUUGUGUAGCCUUAGGGGCAAAUAUAACAGGGAUGAGAUAAUGGCAGCUGGUGUUUCAGGAAAAUUUUGUCCUGCCAGAAUUUAUUCCAACUCUCUUCAUUAUCAGCAGGUGGACUAUUACAAGGCUGUUUGGUGUAAGCUAUCUCUACCUAAGCAUAGGUUUCUGCUUUGGCAAGUAGUCAAUACCCAUCUGCUUACUCUUGACAAUCUGUGUCGAUUCAAAGUGUUGGCUCAGGUAUGUGACUGGUUAGAUGGGAAUAUUUGGCCUGCUGAGUUUGAUAGUUGGAGAGUUUGGUUAGCCAGCAGGAAAUCUGAGUUCAUUGAUCAGGUUGCAGUUAUGAUACUAGUUGCUUCUGUUUACAGCACUUGGAGGAAUCGUAACAAUUGCAUAUUUGAAUUAUCUUCUAAAUCUGCAGUGAGUAUAGCUUCAGAAAUUUAG
Molecule: messenger RNA, 1077 nt
Organism: Humulus lupulus (European hop)
Lineage: Eukaryota; Viridiplantae; Streptophyta; Magnoliopsida; Rosales; Cannabaceae
Exons: 3
Coding region: 1-1077 (358 amino acids)
Source: RefSeq, a predicted model, not a curated record